GGAUUAUCAUGAGUCGAAGCGAGCAUUCGUUACAGGCGCUGUCCUGGAGAAAGCUUUAUUUGAGCAGAGCCAAACUCAAAGCCUCCAGUCGCACGUCGGCUCUUUUAUCAGGUUUCGCAAUGGUGGCCAUGGUAGAAGUACAGCUCGAUACCAAUCACGACUAUCCUCCAGGACUGCUUAUUGCUUUUAGCGCCUGCACCACUGUGUUGGUGGCCGUCCACUUGUUCGCCCUCAUGGUGAGCACCUGCAUCCUACCAAACAUCGAAGCGGUCAGCAACGUGCACAACCUCAACUCGGUGAAGGAAUCGCCUCACGAGCGAAUGCAUCGCCACAUUGAGCUGGCCUGGGCCUUUUCCACCGUCAUUGGAACGCUGCUUUUCCUUGCUGAAGUGGUCUUGCUGUGCUGGGUGAAAUUUUUACCCAUAAAACCUAAAGACCAGAAAAAUGGCACGGUCUCUGCCGGAGUGGCUGCUGCGAUCACGUCUACCUCUAUCAUGGUGCCUUUCGGCUUGAUUUUUAUCCUCUUCGCUGUGCAUUUCUAUCGCUCGCUGGUCAGCCACAAGACUGACAGGCAGUUUCGAGAGCUGGAGGAAUUGGAGGACUUGCAAAAUGAACUGGACCAUAGAGGAGAGGCAUCUAGCUUACAGUCUCCCAGGUCUCUUUACCCUUAAUUUUGAGUUUGGGGAAGACUUGAUAUGUAAAGUUCUGCGUGUGUCAUUACUUGUGUUCUUAACCGUAGUUUUGUUCUAUUUGUUGCAUGUUGACACCAAUGUGUCCAGUUUUAUAUGUGUUCAGCAUUUGUGUACUGUUUCUGAAAAACAUUUAUUUGCGCUUACUGUGAAAGCAUGCACUGCAUGUUUAUUAGAUGUGUGUAGUACUUUCUAUUGUAUUCAUCCUUUUUACACCACUAAGUCUUUUAUUUUCAGUAUGGCAGCUUUGCCAACUUUGUUAACCAAGCAAGAGUCUUUAAGUGAAAUGACCCAACCUCAAAGGUGCCAUUGGUUAAAAUAGUGUUCAACCCUAACCAUUAUUUGACAAAAGAUGUUUUUUUAACAAAUAAAUGACAUGGUUUGCAUUACGCAGUGAGUAAUUAUGUAUGCAGGACACCCAAAGACUACAAAACUGAUGUGUGGGAGCUUUUUUCAUUUUGUGAAUGUACAGGGGACACUUUUAUGUCUAUUUCAAGCGGCUAAAUCAAAACCAAAAACUUGGUCUUAUUAAAGGAAUCCCCAUCAUUUCAUUUAUACAAUUUUCAUUUUUAAAAUGUGCUCCUGCCAUAUUAAUAGAAAUGAAGGCACUUUAUACAACAGCAUCAUGUUUGUAUGUCCGUUUUUGGUAGUAUUUCAAUGUCCUAUUAAAUGGCAAAAUUGAUCAUUUUAAAAUUUGAAAGCAAGUACUUACUGCUAUCAGUGUUGGCAGGAUUGUAUGAUUAUAGUGGCAAUCACUUUUUAACAAAGUGUUUGAUUAUCACUGGAGUGUUAACCAUGUAGUUACGUCUGCAGAUCUCGAUAAACGAUUAAAACGAUACAGUAUAAUUUCCAGAUAUCAAAAUAUAUAUAAAAGUUGCCCUUUAACGAUCCUGUUCAAUAUUGUCAUGUACAGUUCGAUGAAAUUAUAAAAUAUGACAUUGUAAGUCAUGUUGGAAGUUUGGAACUGUAUAAUUCUCACAUGCACUGUUAUCAUUGCAAACAUUGCUGGGAUUUGAUCACUGUCCAUUUGAUAUAUUUUUAAACAAAGUCUUAAAUAAA
Molecule: messenger RNA, 1748 nt
Organism: Triplophysa rosa
Lineage: Eukaryota; Metazoa; Chordata; Actinopteri; Cypriniformes; Nemacheilidae
Gene: orai1b
Product: ORAI calcium release-activated calcium modulator 1b
Exons: 2
Coding region: 9-671 (220 amino acids)
Biological process (GO): store-operated calcium entry
Cellular component (GO): membrane
Molecular function (GO): store-operated calcium channel activity
Source: RefSeq, a predicted model, not a curated record